Molecule: messenger RNA, 3133 nt
Organism: Vespa mandarinia (Asian giant hornet)
Lineage: Eukaryota; Metazoa; Arthropoda; Insecta; Hymenoptera; Vespidae
Gene: ChT
Product: choline transporter
Biological process (GO): choline transport; transmembrane transport; acetylcholine biosynthetic process
Cellular component (GO): plasma membrane
Molecular function (GO): choline:sodium symporter activity
Source: RefSeq, a predicted model, not a curated record
ACAUCGGUCCUCGACAGGCAGAGAGACACCGACCGUUCAGUACGGAGUGGCCUCCACAACCGACAGGGACGUCGUUUUGCCACCACCGACGACGACGACGACGACGACGACGACGACGACGACGACAACGACGACGACGACGACGACGACGACGGCGACGGCGACAAGAACGAGGGAGGUACAUGCGCCUCCCGUCGUCCAUUAUUUCUCUCUCUCUCUCUCUCUCUCUACCUAUCUUUCUUUUUCUCUCUUUCUCUUUUUUUCUCUCUUCCUUUUUGUCUAACAUCAAAGUUAUAUCAAAAUCAAUAAAGAUAAAUCGUGACAAGUGUUCGAUAAGUAUAACUAUGACACAGUGUUAAGAUUCUUGGUAGCGGAGUAUUUACUUAAUAGUAGUGAUAGUCGGAAGAACGUUCGUCAAUAGUGUUGACAAAGUGCCGUUGUACCGAUCGAUCGUGAUCGGUGGCGGUACCAAAGGCAAGUCUCGGAAGGCCGAAGAGAAAGAACGGCAGAGAAGUAGCGGACUUGGUGAAUCGAGUAAAAAUCGAUGGCCAUCAGCGCCCAUGGGCGGCCUCGCGUUUAGGACAAGGAACAGCCCCUCCCAGAAGACCUCGCUCCGGUGGGGUGACUGCUGCCCCCCAAACCCCAAUCCGCCGUCGUCGUCGGCCCUUUGGAAGAACCGCCAACGGGACAUGCCGCCGGUACCCGUCUGAGGCUGUCCCCCGUUGCUGCGUGAUUGUACUCCACGGGGUCUUCAGAGAUAUCCAAACGUUCCGAAAUUGGAUCGGUCACCAAAUCUCUGGGACCUCCGUUUCCGUCAGCUCGAACACACGCCGCUGGAACCGUACUCCCCGAAGAUGAUCAACAUCGCUGGCCUGAUCUCGAUCAUAUUGUUUUACGCGUUGAUACUUGGCGUUGGAAUAUGGGCAGCAAGAAAGAAAGAGUCUGGAAACGAUUCCGAGGAGGAGGUCAUGUUAGCUGGCCGUUCGAUCGGCUUGUUUGUUGGAAUUUUUACAAUGACAGCAACAUGGGUAGGUGGAGGAUACAUCAACGGUACAGCAGAGGCAAUUUACACGAGAGGUCUGGUCUGGUGUCAGGCACCAUUUGGAUACGCUCUAAGUCUUAUUUUUGGUGGCAUAUUCUUUGCAAACAAGAUGCGACAACAGGGGUACAUCACGAUGCUGGAUCCGCUUCAAGAUGCAUUCGGGGAACGAAUGGGUGGUCUUCUAUUUCUUCCUGCCCUAUGCGGCGAGGUAUUCUGGGCAGCUGGGAUCCUAGCUGCUUUGGGUGCCACGUUAGCUGUCAUCAUCGAUAUGGACCAGGGUGCCUCCGUCAUUCUAAGCGCCUGCAUCGCAGUUUUUUACACUCUAUUCGGCGGCCUCUACUCCGUCGCUUAUACCGACGUCAUCCAACUUUUCUGCAUUUUCAUCGGACUGUGGAUGUGCAUCCCGUUUGCCUGGGCCAAUCCAAAGGUAGAGUCACUUAGUUCCAUGGAGGUCGACUGGAUCGGCGAGGUCAAACCCGAGGAGUAUUUUUAUUACGUAGAUUACGGGUUAUUAUUGAUAUUUGGUGGCAUACCUUGGCAAGUUUAUUUCCAGAGAGUACUUUCAUCAAAAACAGCAGGAAGAGCUCAACUUUUGAGUUACGUUGCAGCUGUGGGAUGCAUACUCAUGGCUAUUCCUCCUGUUCUCAUUGGAGCAAUCGCCAAAGCAACACCUUGGAAUGAAACAGGUUAUCACGGGCCAUAUCCAUUGACGGAAACCGAAACAAGUAUGAUUCUACCAAUGGUCCUGCAAUAUCUUACGCCCGACUUUGUUUCCUUUUUUGGAUUGGGUGCUGUAUCAGCAGCUGUUAUGUCAUCGGCAGACAGUAGUAUCCUCUCUGCCAGUUCGAUGUUCGCUAGAAACGUUUAUAAGUUGAUCUUCCGGCAGCGAGCAUCGGAGAUGGAGAUCAUUUGGGUAAUGAGAGCAGGCAUAGGAGUAGUUGGUGUUCUCAGUACGGUGAUGGCUUUGACGAUACCUUCUAUCUAUGGGUUAUGGUCGAUGUGUUCCGACUUGGUUUACGUUAUCCUCUUCCCUCAACUCCUAAUGGUCGUCCAUUUUAAGGAGUAUUGCAAUACUUAUGGCAGCUUAUCAGCUUACAUAAUAGCAUUCAUGGUGAGGAUCAGUGGUGGUGAACCAUUGAUGAGUUUGCCAGCAUUGAUCCAUUAUCCUUGGUACGAUGAGGAAACCAAAACUCAGAUGUUCCCAUUCAGAACAAUGGCGAUGUUACUUUCCUUGGUGACAUUGGUUACCGUCUCGUACGGUACGCAGGUUGCCUUUGAAACUGGUAGAUUGGCGCCUGGAUACGACGUCUUUAGGUGUGUGGUAAACAUACCAGAAGACGUCGAACGUGUUGGACCAGAUCCAGCAGAAGGUGAACAAAUGGCAGUCCUUGCCGCAGGAGCUGGAAAGCUCUAUGGUAGCAAGGACGAAUCACACGGUCGAGUGAAUCCUGCGCUCGAACCGGACUACGACAUGGAGCCGGGUUAUAAGGCUGUCGGGUCACCUGAGGGGGUCGUCGAUGGCGGUGGAGGUGGGGGACAGUUAGGUCUUCAUGGACCUAAUGUACCUCGUCAACCACAAUCCAGCACCGCGUUCUAAUUCCUGGUUUCAUGAUCGGAUGCUGUGACCAACAAUAAGUGUGGCGGUGCGGGUACGUCUCUCUCUCUCUCUCUCUCUCUUUCUCUCUCUCUCUCUCUCUCUCUAUUUCUCUUUCUCUUUCACUAACUUUUCCUAUAUAAAUCUAUAUUUCUUUCUAUCUAUCUCUCUUCAGUAAUAUGCAUUAUAUUUUUUGUUAUUCUCUUUCUCUCUCGCUCUCUCUUUCUCAUUAUCCUUAUAUCUCAAAAAGCAUCGUCAAAAAGUGUUAGUUGCAUUCUAAGUCGGUACAACGAAUCCGUACAAAUAUUCCGUUCACAAUCCUACUUCAAGGCAUUUAGACGUCUACAUACGCGUUAUCGAGACUUCUUAUUGUUAUUGUUGAAACGAUUAUUUCUCAGAUGAGAAGAUACAUGAGAACGUGCUUUUGACCGUCCAGGUGAAAAAAAAAAAAAAAAAAAAGAAAAUGUGUCUAGAAACAAAAAGAAAAAAACAAAAAA